Molecule: messenger RNA, 7746 nt
Organism: Closterium sp. Naga37s-1
Lineage: Eukaryota; Viridiplantae; Streptophyta; Zygnematophyceae; Desmidiales; Closteriaceae
Source: the annotation of a GenBank genome assembly
AUGCAGCAUUCCCAGCCGAACAAGCAGCCGAUUUUCAUGCAAAGGCAACCCCCGUCGCCUCAACGCCAACAGCAGCAACAGCAGCCGGAGAGUCUGCAACCUGCAUCCAUGCGGCAGCGGUCGCAGAAUGGUCCCAAUCAGGAGGUCAUGACUUCAGGCCGACCUCUGGUUGGCGGUAGAGGCGGUCGAAAUCAGACUCCUGGCGCAGAGCCAGGCGCAAGCGCCCCCCCGCUCAACAAGAUGCGGAGAACCCACAGCGAGAAGCAGAGCAGCGCGGGGAUCGCACGGGCGGGGGGAAGCGGAAGCAGCUCGGGUAGCGCGGCGGAAGAAGCCCCGCCUUGGGCGCGGGGAGUGCCCAGCGGACCCGCAAGUGGCGCAGGCGGAACUUGGGGAAACGCAGGGGGGGCAAUGGGCGGAGUGGGCAGUCCUGGGCGCGGCGGCGGUGCGCCCGCGCUUGUGUCAAGUCCGCAUUACCUGCAGCAACCGCCGCCGCUGCACCCGCGGUCUGUAUCAGACGAGGACAGGGACAGGAUUUCCGCCAUGAAUCCCCCUGCGGGCGCAGUUGCUGCGCGAAUGGCUGCCGCGAGUAGGCUGGCGCAGGCGCAAGCGCAGGCGCAGGCGCAGAGGGGGAACGCGGAACGCGGGUCCGCGGAACGGGAGGACGGAUCCUCGUCUGAUGGGGGGGGGACUGGGCGGGGGGUGACUAGCGCGGGAUACCGACCCAUGCCGCAGUUUCAGCAGCAGAACAAGGGCGUGUUCAAGGCGGAACGGAGGCGGAGCUUGGAUCUUUGCACAGAGAAGGUGGGCUCACCAGUUAAGGGGGGAAUGCAGCGGAUUGGGUCGGGGGAGGCGCUUGUUCCAGUUCAAAGGGCAGGGCCGCGGUUGCAGUCAGAAGGGGGGGGGAUGGGAGCGGUGGAGGGAACGUGGGAGGCUGGCAGUGGCCAGCAGCAACAGGCUCAUCAAGCCGUGCAGCUGCAAGGGCAGCAGCAACAGCAGCGCCAGCAGUCAGGGCAGCAGCAGCAGGGUCAGCAGCAGCAGCAGCAGCAGCAGCAGCAGCAGAGCAUGCGGAGCAGCGCUGCUAGUUCGGGCUCACGUGUAAGAGAAGGCGAAAGGGAUAGCGUUGUUGCUGGUGCUGGUACGGGUGCUGGUGGUGGUGCUAGCGCUGGUGCUAGUGCUGGCGCUAGUGCUAGUGACAGAGGAGGGGCAGUGCAACAGCAGCAGGGUCCGCAGCAGCAGCAACAGCAGCAGCAGCAGCAGCAGCAGCAGCAGCAGCAGCAGCAGCAGCAGCAGCAGCAGGGUCAGCGCAUGAGAAGGCUGUCAGCGUCGUCUAUUGGCUCAGCUGCCAGUGAUGCUAGCGGAGCCUCUGGCACUCGGGGCGCAGCAGUUGUAGCGGGAUCUGUAACAGGAGUUGUAGCGGGAUCUGUAACAGGAGUUGUAGCGGGAUCUGUAACAGGAGUUGUAGCGGGAUCUGUAACAGGAGUUGUAGCAGGAGCGGGGGAAGGGAGUGCAAGGGCGGAUGGCGGAGAGGGAGGAGGCAGAAGUGGGGGAGGAGGUGGGGGAAGUGGGAGGGAAACCAGUGGAGGGGAAGGGGCAGCAGGGAACAAGCCACUCGUUGCUGCAACUGCGCCACACAUAGAAUCAGAGCCUGCUGGUAGUAUUACUGUGACCGUCUUACGUGCCUCAGGUGCUCCAGGUGCCUCAGCAGGUGCUUCAGGUGCUGCUGCAGCUCGGCUAGACAUAGACCUGUACAGCCCCCUCCCUGGCGGCAGUUUCAGCAGCUCCGGCGUUACCGCUCUUGCCACAACUGAUGUUCUUAACGGGACUCACAGAAACGAGUCAGCUACUAACGGGGAUGGCGAGCUAGACGCCACAGGGUUUGAAAGCGCGCCAAGAUCGAAAUCCCCCCAAAAAGGCAAGAAAGGGGCGAGGGGAGAAGGGAAGGUGCAGGGGAAAGGGAGGAGAGACGGAGGGGAGGGUUCAAGCGGAGGAUCAGCAGAUGCUCGUGAUUCGAGUGCAGGGGAGGGGGGGCGAGGAGGGGGCGGGGGUGGAAAGGGAGGGAAGAGUGGGGGAAAGAAGAGCGGGAGGACCAAGUCAGGGUUCAUGGCGGAGAUGGUGACCCACAGGCGGGCAGCGUCACAGGGCCAGGGGAAUGGCCUAGAGAAGGCGUCAGCCUCAGAGGCGGGCGGGGAGGCCAGCAAAGGGGAUCGUGUGGUUGCUUUGCCUGGCAGCUCUAGGGACGCUUGUAAUGCAGCUGACGCGCCUGAUGCUUCUGAUGCUGCGCCUGGUGGUGAUGACGCCCUUACUCUCUACAGAUCGGGAUCUUCGGCCAUAGGUCAAUUACAGCUGCUGGUGUCGCCAGCGGUCUUCUCGCGAGUCAUCAGCUGCAACGCUGCUGCCGCUGCUGUGCUGAGAUGCCCCAGCGAGGACAUGCUGUGGGGCAACUCCCUCUGUGAAUCAAUCUGCCCAAGCCACGUGCCUAAAUUAGAGGCGUGGCUGCUGCUGGUAGCGCAGAUGAUGCACUCAGCAGCGCUGCCGCCCCACCUGCACCAGAAGCCACCUCCCCCGCUACAGCUCACCCUCGCCAGCCAUGCCGGCGCUGCCGUCUCUGUCCAGCUCGUGGCUGUGCCGCCCCUCACCCUCUCCCACUCCACCUCAUCGUCUUCUUCUUCUGCUGCUGCUGCUGCUGCCGCUGGCGCUGCUGCUGCUGCUGCUGCUGCUGUGGGUGGUGGUGGUAGUGCUGCUUUAACUGUCCCACCGCCUGAACCUGGUGGGGAUACUGUCACUCUACUAGUCCGCGACUGCCCCUCCUUACCUGCACCUUCUACCUCUGCUGCUGCUGCUGGGAAGCCAACUGUUGGUGGUACUGCAUCUCUUGCUGGUGGUGCUACUGCCGACACUGCGGUUGCAGUGCAAAAGGGAGGAAGGAGGGCAAGUGGAGGGGGCAGCAGCGGGGCAGUGGGUCUCGCAGAUCUCUAUGCCGCUGCUGCUGCCACUGCCGGUGCAGCAGGCAGCGGCAAAAACCACCCCAAUAUAACCGACCUAUACACCCUUUCUGGGCCUCCUCCUAAUGCUCCUGCAGCAGCAGGGCCCCCCCUUCCCCCUGGUGCUGUGUCUCUGUCACAGUUAGGGGAGGAGGAUUUACAGGUGCUCAAGGCCCUUGUGAGGAAGGAGGUGGAGGAACAGGUGGGGCGGGAGGCAAGGCAGCGGGCGGCGGAAGAGCUGCAGGAGGAGCUAAAGACAAAGCAUGCUGCCCUCAUGGCUUCGCUGACAAGGGAGAUUGCGAUGCCCCUGAAUGCCAUGGCUAGUGUGUCAGACUUUCUUCUCAACUCUCGUGCGCUAACACCUGACCAGAGGUCCCUCGUACAGCUCCUCCUCUCCUCUGCUGAAAGCCUCUCCCAAACCCUCGCCCGCCUUCUCAAGUCCCCCGAGGCUGACCCCGAGGCUGUUCCCGAAUCUGACGACGAGGAUGACGAGCCUCCGAGGCUGGAGCUUCGGGAAACGGACCUGCACCGAGAGGUUAGGGAGUGUGUGAGGCUGAUGGACGUGCACGCCAAGGAGAAGGGCCUGGCCCUGCUGUGUGGAAUCGACUCCGCCGUGCCGCAGUUCAUCCUCUCUGAUGGCCCCGCCAUCCGCCAAGUGCUGCACAACCUCAUCUUCAACGCCGUACAGCACACCGACAGGGGCGACGUGACAGUGUCAGUGCGACUGGCAUCAGACAAGGAAGCAGAGGAGCAUCGUGUGAAGCAACGCCGCAAGGACAGCGCUGCUGUAGCCACCUUCUUGGAGAGACGCAGCAGCAGCACUCGCAGGGGAGGCGUGGGGAUAGGGGGAGGGGGUGGAGCGGGAGACGAUGGUGCGGGGCGGGACGGCGAGGCAGGGUCGGUGCUGCUGCGGUUUGAGGUGCGGGACACGGGCAACGGGAUUAAUGCGGAGCUGCUGGCUGCUCUUGUUCAAGAGCUGGAAAAGGUAGCAAGCCAUCCCCCUCGUCCCUGGCGUCCUUCCUCCUGGGUCGUCCCUUCGCCACCACAGGCCUCGGCACAGUGCACGCCCUCAUCUCCCACGCCCUCAUCCCCCCCCUUUCCCCUUCCCUCCUUCCAGAGCAAGCCAUCCCCGUCCUCCCUGGCGUCCUUCCUCCUGGGUCGCCCCUUCGCCACCACAGGCCUCGGCACAGUCCACGCCCUCAUCUCCCACGCCCUCAUCCCCGCCCCCGGCACCGCCGCCGCCGCCGCACUCGCAGCCAUCGCCCCUUCAAUCGCAGGGGGGGCAGCCGGGGGAGGGGGAGGCGGGGUAGGAGCUGGCGGGGGAGCAGGAGGAGGGCUGGGGACGUUUAGCAGGUCGAGUAGUUAUUCGAGUGCGGCGGGGGUGGGGGUGGUGGGCGGGUGGGGAGCAGGGGCAGUGCAGUUGCAGAGUGAGGUGGGGAGGGGCACGUCUGUGGUGUGUUUCCUGCCGGUGCCGCUCGCCUCGUGCCAGGAUAUCACUCCUGAGGACCUGAAUCCGCACCAGCCUCUUGAUAUGGACGUGUGGACGGAGCUCCCCAACGCACGCAUUCUCAUUGUCGAUGCAAACGACAUGCACCGCCAGAUGGCGCUGUCCAUGCUUCGCUCCACAGGGGUCUCCUUCGACGUUGCCAGCUCCUCACAGGAAGCGCUCUCGCUCUUUGAGCGCCGCCCCUUCGACCUUGUGCUGCUGGACUGCUACCUGAACGGCCCUGUGGACGGGUUCGCCACAGCCACGCUCCUCCGGCAGCUAGAGGUCGACAUCGCCCUGAAGAAACACCUCCGCAGGAGCAGCAGCAACCGAAGCAACAGCAGCAGAAGCCCCUCCGCUGCCGCCGCGGCUGCAGCUGCUGCAGCAGCAGCAGAGGGCCCAGGAACGGUGGUGGCGCGGGCGUGCAUUGUGGCGCUGACUCCGGGGACAGGGAACGAUGAGGAGGAGGAGGAGCGGUGCACGGCUGCUGGCAUGGACUAUUUCAUUCCCAAGCCGCUCCGACUGAGGGACCUCCACAUGGUCAUCAGGCAUCGUCUGGAGGUGCUGGCGCCCUACGUGCUCCCAGGUCACGCAGCCUCCCUGGUGCUCCUGGAAGCAGCCCCGUCCUCUGACGAAUCUGAUGAUGAGGAUGAUGACGAUGAUGAUCAUGCUGAUAACGAGUAUGGCAAAAACGAGGACAGCAGCACUGCCAGCAACUUGCAGGCGUGGAUGCAGGGCCUGGCGCAAGGCGGCUCGACAGUGGUUCUCAACCAGCCUCCCUUCCACCACCUGGGAAACCACCGGGGCAGUGCGGCACCUGAAGCGGCACCUGACCGGGCACCUGGGUUUUCACCUGGAGCAGCGGCAGCAGCAGCAGUGUCAGCGGCGGCGGCAGCAGGGGAUUUCGAGGCGCAAAGGCUGCUGAUGGCGAGUGCGAUGCAGUCUCUACCCCCUGAACUUGCUGGGGCUCUGCAAGGCUGUGACCCCGCUGCUCUGGCGAAUGCAUUGCAGGCUGUAGCUGCUGCUACCGCUGCUACGUCUGACCCAAUGCAUCAGCAGCAGCAGGAAGUGUGGCAAGAGCAGCAGGAGCAGCAGGAGCAGCAGCAGCGGGAGCUGUGGCAGCAGUUUGGCUUGUCUCAACAGGCGUUCUCAUCUGCUGCUGCUGCUGCUGCUGGCAUGGGCGGUGCUGCAGCUGGGGCGGAGGAGGAGAGUGAGGAUGAAGGGGGGAGUGUGGUUGAGAUGGAUGAUGAGGAGGAGGAAGAGCUAGCAGGGAGUGAUAGUGAUGGGUCGGUGGUGCAAGUGAGGGAUCCCAAAAAGCUCAGUGCUAAGAGCGAGUCAGGGUCUGUAGUAGAAUUCGAUCCGAAUGAGGCUCGUGAUUUGAGGAAGCUAAGUUCCAAGCGGUCAGACAUAGCAGGGGUUCUCUGGGAGCUGGGGAGGCGAGAGGAGGAGAUAGAGGAGGAGGAGGAGACAGGAGGGGGGCUGGCCGGAAGUGGGAGAGGAAGGGGGGGAGGAGGCAUGGGAGGGGCGGAGCAGCAGGGAGGGGAGAUGCGGGGAAUGACUAUGCAGGAGAUUUGGGCGCAGGUGUCGGCUCGGGAGCGAUUGGAAGGCACGCGCGGGGGCGAUGAGGGGUGCAGUGAUGAAGAGGGUGGGGACAGGGGCGAGAGUGCGGGGGCGAGGGGAGGGGUGGGGGAGAGGGCAGGGGCGGGGAAGGGGGCUAUGGGUCAUGAUGAGAGUGAGGAAGAGGAGGACGAGGAUGAGGAUGAGGACGAGGAGGAGGAAGCGGCAAGGCAAGCCAUGUUCGGAAUGGCAAAAUCCAAAACGUACACCUCCCGCCAGUACCAGCAGCAGCUGCUAGAGGAGGAGCAGCAGGAGCGGCAGCAGAGAGGAGGGGGGCAGCAGCAGGGGCGCGGGCACUUAGAGUCAAGAUCCCGCUCCCUGGGGCACGGAUUGUCGGCAGCAGCAGUGGCGGCGGCGAUGCGACCGAGCAGAACAGCAGUAACUGAGGCUCCCACCAUGGUGCCUGGGGCUACCAGGGCUGGUGGGCGUACUGUGGGGGAAGGGGGCCCUCCUCAGAUGUCUUAUCCCAUCCCUGCGGAGUUUACUUCGCCGUUCCUUCUUCCCCAGAACUUCACCACGCCGCAGGUGUUAGCGCAACAGGGGAUGGGCCGGGGAGGGAUGGGAGGGAUGGGGGGAGGGAUGGGAGGGAUUGGGGCAUCGGGUGGUGGUGUGUCGGCACAGUCAGCAGCAGCAACGGCUUUAAUUGCCUCUUUACUCUCCCCUCGUAACACCAACAGUGUGGGUGCCAGUGGGUUUGGAGGGGGUACCAGUGGGUUUGGAGGGGGUACCAGUGGGUUUGGAGGGGGUAUGCCCGCUCCCCUCUCCCCCCGCAUGCAAGCCUUUCAGGCUGCCCAGUUUGGGCUGUUCGGGCAGUUCGGGCAGAUGGGUUUCUCCCAAGGUGCCCCAGCAGGUUCUGAAGCUGCAGCAGCAGCUUCCCUGGCAGCCACAUGGCCCAAAGCCAAUGGCGGCCCAGGUCUGCCCGGAUCUCAAAGCUUGGCCGAGCCCGAGCCUGGCCGCCAGGGUCGGCGGUACGAGCGGCUGAGAGGAAGCAGCUCGGAAGAAUCACUCGAGCAGGGGAGUGGGAAGAGAGGAGGGAAAAGGGGGGGUGGUGCUGCUGCUGAUGAUGAUGAUGACGAUGGGGAGAGUGAUGAUGAUGGGGAGGAGGAAGAGGAGGAUGAUGAGGAUGAGGAGCCGACUUUGGUACGUACCUUCACAGUGAAAGCAUCUGGGGACCAGAUCAGGAGUCUGCUCAGGAGUAAAACGUCUGAGAGGGGAACGAGGGCAGCGGGAGGUGCGGGAGGAGGCUUGGAUGGGGACAGCGACGAGGAGGAUCUCCGAGCCUUGGUCCGAAGCAAGACGGCAGGUGCGGGGAAGGGGAUGCAUGCGGAAGAGGUGGUGUCGCUUUCAGCCCUGCAGGAGUUUCAGGGGCGAAUGAGCAGCAGAGGAACUGCCGCUGGCGGUGCUGCUGGUGCCGCUGGUGGUGCUGGUGGUGGUGGUGGGAUGGGUGGGAACCAGGAGAAGCAGGCAGCAGGAGGCGGGGCAAAGGCGUGGAAGAAGGAUUGGGAAGCGGAGUUUCUAGCGAGUGUGGGGCUGACUAAAGUGGGAGGCGUGGUGCAGCCACAGCUAGGAGGACGUGGGGGUGGUGGGGUUGACAUGGGGAGGGGGGGUCAGGGAAGGGAAGGGAAUAUGGACCGUUUUGAGCAUUUGAAAGGAGGGUUCUAA